AUGGAUAUCAUCAGAGACAGAAGCACAUGUACUUUGACAGUGUCACAAAAUGGUUAUUUUCGUAAGGUUCUUGGGAACUUUGGAAUGGAUCAUGCCAAAGGAGUUCAGAGGCCAUUUGGAAUGUACUUCAACCUAAGAUCAGUUACUGAGAAAGAAGUCAAAGAGCAUAGAGAUAAGAUGAAGCUAAUUCCUUAUCAAAGUGAUGUGGGCAAAAUUAUGUAUGCAAUAGUUGGCACUAGACCGAACCUAGCUUAUGCAGCCGGUCUGGUUUGCAGAUUCUUCAUGAUCCAGUCUUUGAAAAAUCACUGGCUAGCGGUAAAUUUGAUUAUGCGGUAUGUCAGGGAAACUCAAGACGUGAAGCUGGUUUACCUUAGCGAAGGGGAGUUUGUAGUAGAAGGAUAUUGUGAUGCGGACUAUGCUGGUGACUUAGAUGGAAAGAGAUUAUUAUCAGGAAUGAUGUUCACUGUAUGA
Brassica napus (rape) is the source of this 471-nucleotide messenger RNA. RefSeq names its product secreted RxLR effector protein 161-like. Bases 1 to 471 code for a protein of 156 amino acids. Lineage: Eukaryota; Viridiplantae; Streptophyta; Magnoliopsida; Brassicales; Brassicaceae. The transcript has a single exon. The record is from RefSeq and is a predicted model, not a curated record.